UGGAGCCACGUAAGCAAGCCAGUCUUUCUGUUACAGUGCCACUGUGAAUCCAGCUCCCCACUGGUUGCACUACGGCAUAUUCCAGCGACCAGCAGGCCCAAGUGGUUUAUGGCACUGGAACUGCAACUGGCUCCCUGAUUGUCUACUUCUUUGCUCUUGAAUCGGCCAGCUAUCUGUCGCUGCACUACUCGGCAUCAUGGGUAAACCGGAAAAAAAGAAGGAGGAGAAAAAAGGAGUCACUAUAGAUGAGAAGUGUGAUCUCAACAUGGAGGAGGGUAAAGGACAGUCAGGGAUCUCUCAGAUGCCCAACUUACCCAAGCCUCUUACUCUGGAGGAGAAGAAAUUUCUCCUAGCGGUGGAGCGAGGCGAUUGCAACACCACCAGGAAGAUGCUGCAGAAAGCUCAUAGGCACCCUGACUACAUGAACAUGAACUGCGUAGAUCCCCUGGGGCGAGGCGCCCUCCACAUGGCCAUAUCCAAUGAGAACCUCGAGAUGGUGGAGAUGCUUGUGGUAAUGGGAGUGGAGACCAGGGACGCCCUCCUCCACGCCAUCGACUCCGAGUUCGUGGAGGCCGUCGAGGUCCUCCUCGAGCACGAGGAGGUCAUCCAUAAGGAUGGAGAUCCUUACUCCUGGGAGAAGGCUGAUCGCAACACCUCAGCUUUCACCCCAGAGAUCACCCCACUCAUCCUGGCGGCCCACCGCGACAACUAUGAGAUCCUGAAGAUCCUUCUUGACCGCGGGGCCAUGUUGCCCAUGCCCCAUGACAUCAGGUGCGGUUGUCCCGAAUGCAUCAAGACCUCAGCCGAGGACUCUCUCCGCCACUCCCGUUCUCGCAUCAACGCCUACCGAGCCCUGGCCUCCCCCUCCCUCAUCGCCCUGUCCUCCACUGACCCCAUCCUGACCGCCUUUGAACUCUCUUGGGAACUGAAGAAUCUUGCCAACACCGAGCACGAGUUUCGCGCUGAAUACUUGGAACUCCGCCGUAAGUGUAUGGGCUUCGCCGAGGAGCUGCUGAGUCAUGCUCGAUCCUCGACUGAGCUGGCCGUCAUGCUCAAUCACGACCCCGAGUCAGUCGUUCCCUACGAAGACGGUGAGCACAUGAUGCUCAAGAGGCUUGAGUUGGCCAUUGAUUACAAGCAGAAGAGGUUCGUGGCUCAUCCUAACAUCCAGCAACUGUUGGCUGCUCUCUGGUACGAGGGUGUGCCCGGCUUCAGGAGAAAGGCCGUCGUUGAGAAGUGUUUGGAGAUCUUGAAGGUUGUCGUCCUGUUCCCGGCCUACUGUAUGUUGUACAUCCUUACUCCCGAUAGCCCAACUGGCAAACUCAUGAGGACUCCCUUCAUGAAGUUUUUGACCCACUCUGCGUCUUACCUGUUCUUCUUGCUACUCUUGAUCUUGGUGUCUGUGCGAUUCGAAAACUUGGUCAUUUGGCUCUUCGGAACGGAGCAGAUGAAACGAAACCUGGAGGAGGCCAUGAGGCGACAAAGAGGAAACCUUCCGACGCCUAUAGAAUGCGUAGUCGUUCUAUGGGUCUUUGGCUUCUUAUGGGAAGAAGUGAAAGAGAUCGUGCGGGAAGGUUGGAGCAAAUACAUGAGGAACAUGUGGAACAUCAUGGACGUCAUGAGAGACAGUCUCUACGUCAUGACCAUGUUGCUCAGAACAGUCGCUUACAUCCAGCAGAACCAGGAAAUUGCAAGAAAUCCACAAACGGCCUUCAUUCCUCGUGAAGAGUGGGACACCUUUGAUCCCCAACUGAUCUCUGAGGGUUUGUUCUCCGCUGCCAACAUCCUGUCUGCUCUGAAACUGGUCCACAUCUUCAGUAUCAACCCCUAUCUCGGACCCCUGCAGAUCUCCUUGGGUCGUAUGGUCAUCGAUAUCGUCAAGUUCUUCUUCAUUUACACUCUCGUGCUCUUCGCCUUUGCUUGCGGUUUAACACAGCUCCUCUGGUACUACAACGACUUGGAAAAGCAGAAGUGCUAUUCCCUUCCCGGCGGCGAGGCAGAUUGGUCUAAGCAGGGUGACGCGUGUAUGAAAUGGCGUCGUUUCCACAACCUCUUCGAGUCUUCUCAGUCCCUCUUCUGGGCCAGUUUCGGCAUGGUAGGUCUAGAGGACUUCGAACUGACCGGUAUCCGUGAGUACACCAGGUUCUGGUCCAUGCUCAUGUUCGGUUCCUACUCCGUCAUCAAUAUCAUCGUCCUGCUGAAUCUUCUCAUCGCCAUGAUGUCCAGCUCCUACUCAUUCAUUGUCGAACACGCUGACACCGAGUGGAAGUUCGCCCGCACGAAGCUGUGGAUGUCCUACUUCGAGGAGGGCAACACCCUGCCACCUCCAUUCAACAUCUUCCCUACACCCAAGAGCUUGAUGAGGCUCUGCGGAAAGAGCACCAGGAAGGAGGAGCUCGUCAGAAGGAUGUCAAGCAGGACCCAGUCCAGACGCAGGAGGGCUCGUGAUUACCGUUACUUGGGUGUUAUGCGUGCUCUCAUCUGGCGUUACGUCUGUGCCCUUCAGCGACGCAACGAGGAGAGACCUGUCAAUGAGGAUGACAUCAGUGAGGUAAAGGGUGACAUCUCAUCUCUCAGGUUCGAACUGAUUGACCUCUUCGAAGCUAACGGCAUGGACGUCUCAAUGUGCGCUAAGAAGAGCAGGGCUGCUUUGGGUCGCAAGAUGAGAGUAUGGGAGAGGCGUCUGAUGCGUGACUUCCACGUGUCACCUGCCAUGGGUUCAGAAUCCACCUUGAAGGCCCAAGAUAAACAGGAGUCGGAGGAUGAGUCUGCCACUAGCAAAUUCCGUCGCGUAGCCAAAUUAGCAGCCAGCUCCAAACCAGCCAGUUUAGCCACCAUCGUCUCUUCAAACAAAUUAUGCGCAUCUCAAAUCGGUAGUGGUGACUCUGAGACUAAGGAAAGUCUCCAAGCUGCUAUGGAGAAAGCUCGCAGGAGGAUGGAAGAAGGUACACCAGAUGGAUCUCCCGGUUCAUCCAGAGGAUGCUCACCUUUCCCUGACCUGUACACUGGUCCUCACCUCUUGGAUGCCAUCAAGAAUCUUGACCUGAGCCCACAAGCCUCGCCUUCAGAGAGUCCACUGCCAGGAUCAAAACAAUGGUCACCACCCAGCCAGAAAGAUGGACAAGCCAAGGACUUGACAAAGCUCACAGUACCUGGACGUCGCUCACCUACAUGUCUUAGGAAGCGUGAUGAUACACCUACAAAUGUCGUAUUAGAUGUGCCAACAAAUAUCUUCUCCAAGGAUUCAAUGAAGAAACUUAGUGAAAUGAAGAAACAAGGAGCUGAACCAAAGACAGAAGCAAGCAAGCCUAAAGUACCUUCUACACCUGUUACAGUAACAACUGUUUCAGAGAAGGCUGUUCCACAACCAAAGACGGAUGAAGCUAAAACUCAGAAGGAAAGCCAGCCACCGGCAGAUAACCAAAGUGGGCUUAAACCUAGCCAAGUGAAAGCAUCUGGCUUCAAACCUAUUAAUAUUAAGCCAGUCAAGGAAGAGAAAGCCCAACCCCCACCUGCAAAGCUUGCUAACAUUGGACGUCUUCCAAGCAAGGACGGCGUAAAGGCCCCAGAGCCCGGAAAGAUUCUUCCUCCACCAGCAGCACGUAGAGCAGCACCAAGAGUUCAGCAAAUCCAGAACCAGAACUUCACCGGAACUGACGAUCUUGAGACAAUGGACUUCGUAAGGCGACCAACAAGGCCAAUUGUAAAGCAGGAUUCAAAAGAAGACAAGCGCCAUCCUACCACUCCAGUGAUUGCAGUGACACCAUCUACACCUGCUCCACCAGAAACACCUAUCCCCAUCUCACCUUCCCAUGCUAACAGGAUUGCACCAAUGGCAAAAAUUGAAAAGUCUCCUCCCCCAACACCUCUACCAGUAGCAAAGCCAGAGACAUCAACACCAGCAGGAAAACCUGCUGCUCCUAAACUAGAGGAAAAGUCUGCAGUUCCUAAGCAAGCAGAUAAGCCUGAGGCCCCUAAACCACCAGAAAAAACUGAAGCCCCAAAACCUGCAGAGAAGCCUGAAGCUCCCAAACCAGUAGAAAAAACUGAAGCCCCCAAGCCACCAGAAAAACCUGAAGUUGCUCCACAAUCUGAUAAACCAGCAGAAAAACCUGGAAGCCCCAAGUCAGCUGAUAAGCCUGCAGGAAAACCUGAGGCCCCUAAGCCAUCAGACAAACCAGGCAGUCCAGAGCAAAAGCCCUCUACUCCCCCAGCAGCCACAUUCCAAGGCAACGCUGGAGGAAGUCAGGAAGAACCACUGAUUAUGUCAGCCAAACCAAAGAAGGGUAACUGGUUGUAGAUUACUAAUUUCAGUCGGCAAAAAGUAGUUCUGUAAAUUCAAUGUCGUAUGUUAGUUUAGGAUGGGGUAAAGGUUUUUCAUUACUUGGCAUAUCCAUGGACAAUAAGUUACUUAGUAAAUCCUAAAAAAUAAUGUGACCUUUAUCUCUACUAAACUUGUCAUUUUACUUAAAUGACACUUGUGAUAUCAGAAAAAAUAUAUGCUGGAUUGAAUUUCAUAAACUCUUUAUUACACAGUAUUCUUUUGCUUUAGUACAUCACUACAUAUUAUCAUUUUAAUGAGCAUUUUUGUUUAUUCAUUAUUAUCCAUCCAUAGUGUUAAGCCAUUUUACAGUUGUGCUUAAAGACUUGUAGUCAGACAUUUUCUCAGGUGUCUAAAUGUUAGACUACUGCUCUUUUUGAACUCAACUUUUCUUUUCUGUGGAUGAUAAGUUGACAGCAGAUUUCUAGUAACCAAAACUUUUCAGGUAAAUUUUCACAAGAGAUUUUCAUAGCAUGAUGAAAAUAGCAUUCAAUAAUUUUCAUGUAAAAUCUCAAA
Molecule: messenger RNA, 4837 nt
Organism: Macrobrachium nipponense
Lineage: Eukaryota; Metazoa; Arthropoda; Malacostraca; Decapoda; Palaemonidae
Product: transient-receptor-potential-like protein
Exons: 19
Coding region: 197-4300 (1367 amino acids)
Biological process (GO): regulation of cytosolic calcium ion concentration; calcium ion transmembrane transport
Cellular component (GO): plasma membrane; cation channel complex
Molecular function (GO): store-operated calcium channel activity; protein binding; inositol 1,4,5 trisphosphate binding
Source: RefSeq, a predicted model, not a curated record